Aspergillus terreus NIH2624 is the source of this 1620-nucleotide messenger RNA. RefSeq names its product ENTH domain-containing protein. Gene Ontology annotation, molecular function: clathrin binding; phospholipid binding. Gene Ontology annotation, cellular component: endosome; plasma membrane; clathrin vesicle coat. Gene Ontology annotation, biological process: Golgi to endosome transport; endocytosis. The record is from RefSeq and is a predicted model, not a curated record. Lineage: Eukaryota; Fungi; Ascomycota; Eurotiomycetes; Eurotiales; Aspergillaceae. The transcript has 5 exons. The coding region runs from base 1 to 1620 and encodes 539 amino acids.
AUGGACUUCAACAACCUCAAGGAUCAGGUCAGCAACCUGACCCUGUAUGAUCUCAAGGCGGGUGUUCGCAAGGUCCAGAAUGCGGUCAUGAAUUAUACGGAAAUGGAGGCCAAGGUCCGGGAGGCCACAAACAAUGAGCCGUGGGGUGCCUCGACGACACUGAUGCAGGAGAUCGCCAACGGAACUCACAGCUACCAAUUACUGAAUGAGAUUAUGCCUAUGAUCUACAGACGAUUCACAGACAAGUCCGCGGAGGAGUGGCGACAGAUCUACAAGAGCCUCCAGCUUUUGGAAUUCCUCGUGAAGAACGGAUCCGAACGCGUGGUUGACGACGCCCGAUCCCAUAUGUCUCUCCUUCGAAUGCUGCGUCAAUUCCACUACAUCGAUCAAAACGGGAAGGAUCAGGGAAUCAACGUGCGCAACCGGUCGUCCGAACUGGUCAAGCUCCUUGGGGAUGUCGACAUGAUCCGCGCAGAGCGCAAGAAGGCCCGGGCCAACCGUAACAAGUUUGGUGGCUUCGAAGGAGGGUCGCACAUGGGCGGGGGUAUGUCGAGUGGCCGCUACGGAGGCUUUGGUAGCGAUAGCAUGUCGUUUGGAGGAUACAGCGGAGGCGUUUUCGGUGACGGUGGCGGCUUCGGAGGGGCUCCCAGCGACUUCCAAGAUUCCGGCCGGCGCAACAACCGGUUCGACGAGUACGAUGAAUAUGACGAAGCCGAUGCAAGCCCCCCGCGGCGAGGCACUAGCCCUCCGCGCGCGCGGCGCGAGACCAAGCCGGAGCCUCCGAAGGCACCCGAACCGGAUCUUUUCGACUUUGGCGAGGAAGAAACCGUCACCACAAGCUCCACGGCUGCUGGGAAGAAACCUGCGGGUAGCAGCAACGGCUUGGAUAUCCUCGACUCUACGCCGGCUGCCGGCGCUGCCGAUGACGACGAAUUUGACGACUUCCAAUCCGCGACUCCCGCACCGGCGGCGCCCACCUCGAACCAGUUUGCUAUCCCCCCGCCAGCUUCCACUGUCAGCACGACCUCGAGCACUCAGUUCGCGGCUCCGAAGCCGGUGUCGGGCACCCAAGGAUCCAACCUGAAUGGUCUUGUUGGAUUUACCUCCAUGACGCCAACCCCGUCGUCGAGCGGCAUGGCUUCCCCUACCCUUUCUCAGAGCUCCAUGAUGGCUCCCCAGCAGCAACAGCAGAAGCCCGCCGCACCGAAGCCCAGCGGUUUCCAGGCGGCCACUCCGAACUACUUCACCUCUGUCUCCGUGGGCAGCCCUCAACCUUCCUCGGCUGGGCGUGUCGAAUCACCGACCCGGGAUGCCGUCCACUUCGUCCUUCACCUCUGCCACCACGACCUCCUCUGUGGGUGCAAAGCCUGCGGCGUCCAAGUCCUCGGGCGAUGCGUUUGGAUCUUUGUGGUCGACGGCCAGUGCCAGCGCGGGACUGCAAAAGUCAUCCUCCAAUGCCAGCAAAGGACCCAACUUGGCGAGCAUAGCCAAGGAAAAAGCCAGCGCCGGCAUCUGGGGCACUCCCGCUACGUCCAGCCUUACGUCUGCUUCUCCAUCGCCGUCAUUGGCGCAGGGCAGCGCAUCUCAGCAAGGGUCCAAGACGGGAAGUUCGGGACUUGA